Messenger RNA from Miscanthus lutarioriparius, 543 nucleotides. The record is from the annotation of a GenBank genome assembly. NCBI's taxonomy places the organism in Eukaryota, Viridiplantae, Streptophyta, Magnoliopsida, Poales, Poaceae.
AUGCUGCACGAUGCCCAACUUGGUGUAAAGAAGCUUGCUGGGAUGUUCUGGCCCUGGAGUGGAGCGGUCCAAAAUUCAAGGACAGAUAGGAGAAAAACCGUGCCAAUCGCUACAGCCUCAAAGAAAUUAGGAAGACAAGUAUGUGAGAUAGAGGCAUGGGUCCAUACUCAUAGAGGUUCAAAUCCUGAAGAUAUUACUUCACUCAACACAGAAGAGGCAACUGCAUGCUUGGAGAAAUACAAAGCUAAGGCCAUGGAACUAAAUGGACCAGAUUUUGAUUGGUUGCACUCGCCGGUUGAUGUUAGAGCUCUUUAUGAAUGCUCUUGUGGCCGCCCACAUGGAAAAUGGGCUACAUUUAAUGGGAUGGUCAAUGACAAAGAAGUCCUCCCUGACUUAAGGAGAAGUCGUGAAUCGGCAAUGGCUGCUAGGCGUCAACGCCAAGAGGAAGAUGAGCGAUUAAGAAGGGAAGCUCAUGAUGGUCGUGUGGCCAAGGAAUAUGCCCAAAAUGUGUCGGCGUGGAGUACAAUGCAUGAUGAGCUGUGA